Molecule: messenger RNA, 3469 nt
Organism: Dromiciops gliroides (monito del monte)
Lineage: Eukaryota; Metazoa; Chordata; Mammalia; Microbiotheria; Microbiotheriidae
Gene: HDAC6
Product: histone deacetylase 6
Exons: 28
Coding region: 132-3320 (1062 amino acids)
Biological process (GO): chromatin organization
Cellular component (GO): histone deacetylase complex
Molecular function (GO): histone deacetylase activity; zinc ion binding
Source: RefSeq, a predicted model, not a curated record
CGGCCUGUGACGAGGGAAUAGCACGUGACCCUACCGCCGCGCGCCGCUCCCUCGGCUACCGCGCGGGCUCCGGCAGAGGCGGUUGAGCGACAGUGGGCGGUCGUCGGGUGGGCCGGCAGUCUUAGCUUGGCAUGGCAUCCCAGUCGGAGAAGCCAGGCCCGAGUCAUCGAGGAGGGAGCCCGAGUCGCUCACCCUCUGGGACCCGGAUGAUGGGGCAAAAGCGAGGAGGCCGGAAGGGAUCGCCAGUCCCUCGGGCCAGCCCGAGUUUAGCUGAGGUCCGGCGCAGAGGGCGGGCAAAGAAAUUGAGUCAGGUGUCUGAGCAAGAGCUGGUGACCAACCUUGAGGACCUAGACCUCGAGGCUGAUUUCGCAAUACCGUCGGGGACAGGCCUGGUGCUGGAUGAGAGAAUGGGUGCUUUCCACUGCUCCUGGGAUGAAAAUUUCCCUGAGAGACCAGAACGCCUUCAGGCUGUGCGGGAACAACUGGCCAGGGACUGUCUGCUUGAGAGAUGUAUCCGCAUUGAGGCCCAGCCAGCCACUCCCCAGGAGCUGCAGCUCGUCCAUAGCCAAGAAUACGUAGCCCUGAUGGCAUCCACACCACAGAUGACUGAGACGGAUCGUAGGGCCCUCUCGGACACCUAUGAUUCUGUCUACCUGCACCCGAACUCAUUCCCUUGUGCCCUCCUGGCUACCGGGGCGCUGCUUCGGCUUGUGGAUGCCUUGAUGGUAGGCGAGAUCCGAAAUGGGCUAGCUCUUGUCAGGCCCCCUGGCCAUCAUGCCCAGCGUGAGAACAUGAACGGCUACUGCAUGUUCAACAACAUUGCCAUUGCUGCCCGCUAUGCCCAAGAAAAACACCACGUCUCACGGAUACUCAUUGUGGAUUGGGACGUCCACCAUGGCCAAGGCACACAGUUCAUCUUUGAGCAGGACCCCAGUGUCCUCUACUUCUCUGUUCACCGCUAUGAGCAGGGCCGAUUCUGGCCCCACCUAAAAGCUUCUGACUGGCAGGCAACAGGCAGUGGCAAGGGUCAGGGAUAUACUGUCAACGUGCCUUGGAACCAGGUGGGGAUGAGGGAUGGGGAUUACAUCAGCUCCUUCUUACAUGUACUGCUGCCCAUUUCUCUGGAGUUUCAGCCUCAGAUGGUUCUGGUGGCCGCUGGCUUUGAUGCCAUGCUGGGGGACCCCAAGGGAGAGAUGGCAGCCACUCCAGGGGGCUUUGCCCACCUCACUCACUUGCUCAUGAGUCUGGCCAAAGGGAAGUUGAUUCUGUCUCUGGAGGGUGGCUACAACUUGCGUUCCCUUGCUCUGGGGGUCAGUGCCACUCUCCAAACCCUCCUGGGAGACCCAUGUCCCAUGUUGGCAACACCUUGCGCCCCCUGCCCCAGUGCCCUGGCUUCCUUGUCCUAUACUCUGGCUGCUCAGAGACCUUUCUGGAAGGUCAUACAGAGGUUUCAGUCAGCCCGUGCGGACAAGGAGGAAGAGCACGGGGAGGUGAGUCUAGGCCCCUCACCCGAUCUUGAGGCACUAGGGAAGCCCUUGGAGCAGGUCCUCCCCUUACCUCUGAACCGAACAGGCUUGGUAUAUGAUGAGAGGAUGAUGGAGCAUUUCAAUAUGUGGGACAGCCACCACCCAGAGCGGCCUGAACGCAUUGCCCAAAUAGCUCAGCGCCACGCGGAGCUUGGGCUGACCCCUCGAUGCCUCCCUUUGCCUGCCCGUACGGCCACGGACCAUGAGCUGCUGAGCUGCCACAGUGAGGAGUACAUUGACCGUGUUCGGGCCACGAGUGGGCUGAAGCCUCGGGACCUGCACCGGGAAGGGGAAAGUUACAACUCCAUCUAUAUCUCCCCCCGCUCCUUCUGCUGUGCCCAGCUCGCUGCUGGUGCUGCUUGCCGUUUGGUGGAGGCCAUCUUGGCCAGGGAGGUGCAGAAUGGGCUGGCCAUUGUCCGCCCACCAGGCCACCAUGCUGAAAGAGAUGCUGCCUGUGGUUUCUGCUUCUUCAAUUCUGUGGCUGUGGCUGCUCGACAUGCUCAGGAGGUGGCAGGCCGGGCCCUCCGAAUCCUCAUUGUGGAUUGGGACAUUCAUCACGGCAAUGGAACGCAGCACAUGUUUGAAGAAGACCCAAGCGUGCUCUACGUGUCCUUGCACCGCUAUGAUCACGGCACCUUCUUCCCCAUGGCUGAGGAUGGCGCUAGCAGCCGUGUGGGCCGGGGCCAGGGAGAGGGCUUCAAUGUCAACGUGGCAUGGAAUGGGCCCCGUCUUGGAGAUCCUGACUACCUCACUGCCAUGCACCAUAUUGUGAUGCCCAUUGCCUAUGAGUUCAACCCUGAGCUGGUGCUGGUGUCUGCUGGCUUUGAUGCUGCUCGGGGGGACCCACUAGGAGGCUGCCUAGUUUCCCCAGAGGGCUAUGCACACAUGACUCACUUGCUGAUGGGGCUGGCUGGUGGCCACAUUGCCCUUGUCCUCGAGGGUGGCUACAACCUAACAUCCAUCUCCGAAUCCAUGGCUGCUUGUACCCGGACCCUUCUGGGUGACCCACCCCCCCUGCUCCCCUGGCUUCGGCCCCCAUUGCCUGGGGCCUUCCUCUCACUAGGUGAGGUUACCCAGACCCACCGGAAGUAUUGGCAGAGCCUGCGGCUUACUGCAGUAGAGAUGGAAGUGGAAGAAGGGGAGACCCCACUGGAGCCCGCUGAGAAGGAGAGUACCCUGGGGCAGAAGCUUCCUGAAGAGAGCCGCCCCGAGGCAUUGGCCCCAGGACCAAAGCUAGAGGAACGGCCUCCAUCAGCCAAGCUUGAGGAGACCCUAGGCCUAGAGUCCCUGCGGCUCAGCAGCGCCUGUUCUCCCGGGGAGCCAGAUGCUGAGGCCGUCAUUGCCAAAGAAGAGGAUCCUGAGGAUCCUGGCCUACUUGAGGCAGCUGGCGGAGGGGGCCCCGCUACUUCCACACUGCUGAUGAUAGGGGACCAACUUGAUACUGAGGGGGCUACAUUCUAUGCUGUGACCCCCCUAUCUUGGUGCCCACACCUGGCGACUGUGCGCUCAGUGCCUGAGGGGGGCCUGGAAGUCACCCAGCCAUGCCAGGACUGCGGCACCCAUGUGGAGAAUUGGCUCUGCCUGUCUUGCUAUCAGGUUCAUUGUGGCCGCUACAUUCAAGCUCACAUGCUCCAGCACCAUGAGGCCUCCGGCCACCCCCUGGUCCUAAGCUAUGCUGACCUCUCAGUCUGGUGUUACACCUGCCAGGCCUAUGUGAACCAUGAAGUUCUGUCAGAAGCCAAGAAAACAGCAUACCAGUCCAAAUUUGGGGAGGAGAUGCCAAAUUUGCCGUGAUGACUCCCCUGUGGCAAUGGCCUUGAUGCUACCGUUCUUUUGGAUUAUUGUUCUAAUUCCUAUGGUUGUAGUUGAUGGUGGGGGCACUUUUGAGGAGGGGGAGGGUCAAAGGUGCCACCAUGAGGUAGCAAUAAACAUUCUUAAUGCAA